UGAAGAUUGGAAGCUAAAGAAAAACAUGGAGGUAAUGAUGCUCAAUCUGAGUCGUUUCAAAACUUUGUAGAAGAACACAAAGUCCACUUUGAAAAGGAAGAAGAAGAACCACAGUUCCCUGAGGAUGAAGAGGUUGAACCAGUUGAUCCAAGUAUGAUGCUGGUUGGUACCAGAUUUGCUAAACAUGAAGACUUUAAAAGGAAUUUGAGGGAUUUCUGUGUCUUGAAUGAAACUCAGUUUUUGGUCAGAUCUAGUUGUUCCAGGAGAGUGAAGGUUAUAUGUGAUUUCAUAAGGAUAUAAAUGUCCUUGGUUUUUAUUUUGUUCAAGAAUGAAAAAAGGUGGUUACUGGUCAAUUAUAAGUCUGGAAGAAAAACAUACAUGUGCUGGUGAUCCAACAGGGAGAAAUAAGUCUGCAAACAAGUAUUUUGUUUGUGACUGGGUAAAGGAUAGGCUUAAGACCACUACUGGGAAAGUUAUUCCAAAGCAAGGACAAAUAAAAGAAGACUUUUUUACUCAAACCAACAUUGAUAUACCAUAUCAAACAGCAUGGAAGGAAAGAAAUUUAGUUCUAGAAUCACAGUAUGGGAACUAUGAAGAAAGUUUCAACAAUGUACCCACUUUCUGUAACAUGGUGACCAAAACAAAUGAUGGUUCUGUGGCUAUUUACACAUAUGCACAAGAUGAUGAUCGUUUUGAAAGCAUGACAAUCUGUUUUGCAACAGCACUUCAAGGAUUUAAAGAUGGAUGUAGACCAGUAAUUGGAUUGGAUGCUUGCCAUCUUACUGGCAAGCAUGGUGGUGUGCUAAUGGCUGCAACAACACUAGAUGCACAAAAUGGUUUAGUACCAUUAAGGAUUAUGGUUUGCAGGGCUGAGACCAAAGAGAAUUGGACCCUGUUUCUCCAACAUUUGGCUCCACAUAUCACUGAUCAUAAGUGUCCAAUUACAUUCAUAUCUGAUAGGCAGAAGGGAUUACAUGAAGCUGUGCCUGCAGUGUUUGGAAAAACUCCUCAUAUAUAUUGUUAUAGGCACUUAAGUAAGAACUUCAAGAAGAAAUUCAAGGGCUAUGAACUGCAAUCUCACCUGUGGAAUGCAGCAAAAUGUUAUAAAGAAGCAUUUUUUUUGAAAACAUGGAACUUUUGAAGAAUGAAAAUGAGGAAGCUUUUAUGUAUCUUAUGAGGGAAAAUCCUGAGUCUUGGUCAAGGGCUUUUUUUGAUAGCAUAAGUAAAUGUGAACAUAUGAAUAAUAACUUUUCUGAGUCUAUUAACUCCAUGGUCUGUAAUUUAAGGGACAAACCAAUUUGUAUGUUAGGAAUGAUGUAUGGACAGUUAGUCAUGGGCUUGUUUUAUAAGAGGAGGACUGAAUGUGCUGGAUGGACAGAUGGGCAGUUGGUUCCCACUGCAGUUAUGUUAAUUGAGAAGAUGAUGAAAUUAGUUGGUAAGUUCAAGACAGUUGGAUGUGUGGCAGGCAAGAUAUAUUCAUCAACUAACAGGGACACAAAUAAAAUGUUUACUGUUAAUAUUGUUAAUCAAGUAUGCAGUUGUGAGCAGUGGCAGAUGAGAGGAUUUCCCUGCCAACAUGCAGUUUGUGCAUUAAAGACAAUUAGAGAUGAUUGGCCUAAAUAUUGCAGUCCUUACUUUAGAGUGGAAUCUUAUAGAGCCACAUAUGCACCAGUGGUACAUCGUUUAGAUGACCCAAAGGACUGGGUAGACAUGAAGCUCAAUACUCCCAUCUCAAGUAGAUCUGCAGGAAGACCAAUAACUAAAAGGAUAAAGUCAUAUGAUAAACCUAGAGUUGAAGUGAGAAAUAGAAGAUGCUCAAGGUGCAAGGUAGUAGGUCACAACAAAUCAACUUGUAAAUGAGGUGAAGUUGGACGGAAUUCAAAGGGAAAGAGACCAAGAACUCAAGUAGAUGCUGCUGAUUUUAGUUUCUCAUAUCCAUCACAACCAAGUAAAGCAAAGAAAGUGAAGAAGACUGCAGGUGAAUCAUCUAAAGCUGCUGCAUCCAAGAGGAAGGUUGCACAAAAUGUUUCACAGACUGUUUCACAAACUGUGACACACCCUAAGUAUGGAUCUGUUUUACAAAAUAUCACACAAUGUAUUCAGACCCAGGGGAACGCUAAGAAGACAAAGAAAAAUUGAUUCUGUGAAUGUUAUCUUUUGAAAAACUUUGGAUCUGUCUCUUUUUGGGUUGUGUUGAUUGAUACAUGGAAAUGUUUAUGUUUUGAACAAUUUCAAUAUUUUUUAGAUUGAAAAAACUCAAUAUUUUUAUUAUAAA
Papaver somniferum (opium poppy) is the source of this 2275-nucleotide messenger RNA. RefSeq lists its product as uncharacterized. The record is from RefSeq and is a predicted model, not a curated record. NCBI's taxonomy places the organism in Eukaryota, Viridiplantae, Streptophyta, Magnoliopsida, Ranunculales, Papaveraceae. The coding region runs from base 329 to 1141 and encodes 270 amino acids. The transcript has 5 exons.